This is a messenger RNA of Naegleria gruberi, 3777 nucleotides long. RefSeq lists its product as uncharacterized. The transcript is spliced from 3 exons. NCBI's taxonomy places the organism in Eukaryota, Heterolobosea, Eutetramitea, Acrasida, Naegleriidae. Gene Ontology annotation, molecular function: protein kinase activity; ATP binding. The coding region runs from base 1 to 3777 and encodes 1258 amino acids. The record is from RefSeq and is a predicted model, not a curated record. Gene Ontology annotation, biological process: protein phosphorylation.
AUGAAUAAGGCAAAGAACAAAGCCAAGAAAACUCAAGCAAGCACUUCCUUUGCCAAAGAUGUUUCCCAAGAAGGCUCUUCCUCGCCAGCUAAAAAAGUAUCACAAGUAAGCGCUUCCUAUCCAUCAAAACAGGUUUCCCAAGAAGGGUCUUCCCCUCAAAACAAAGAGGUAUCACCUACUUUCAAAUGUGAAUGCAACACUUCUAUAUACAAUCAAAUACGCAACGCAGAUACAACCACAGGUAUCCAAUUACUUGUAAACACUUUAGUUCAGUUCAUAGAUGAUAUUAACCAAGAUAUUGCAUGUAUUAAACAAGAUAUUGCAUGUAUUAAGCAAGAUAUUGCAAGUAUUAAGAAGGAUUUGAACAAUCCUAACACAAAUGUUGGAUGUUUGUAUGAGUUACAAGUUAAGAAUGAAUUUGAAAAGGAAUACAGUCAUGUCGAGUGGCCAAUGAUAUUGCAAAGAAAACAAUUUCCUAAGCAAUUUUUCGAAGUAGAUGCGAACAGCAGUCACUAUACUAACCUGUGCAAUGAAUUAGUGGAGUCCAAAGUGAUGUCAUUGGAGAAUGCUACAGUAUUGGACUUAUUUAUUGGCAGUGUGGAAAUUAACGUUGUUAGGAAAGAAACACAAUCCAAAAAUGAUACUCAUAUCAUUGAAGUAACAAUGUCCUCCUUUACCAAUGACUGCCAGUUGAUUUGUAAACUUUUACAAUUGGAACGACAAGCUCUUUAUUACAGAGCUUGCUAUCCAAAUGACAAAAUUACAACAAUUGGAUUGGUUUCUCCUUCCAGUUUGACUAUAGACAGAAUUAAGGGGAUCAACGUCAUUUACUUUCAUUCUUUGAAAUUUCAAUCACUCUUGAUCAAAUAUGACAAUUCCAAAUCAAGACCACUUGACAUUUUGAUUGAGGAUUGUGAAAUGGUGAAUGUUUCAAUUGAAGAAUAUAGAAAAUCAAUUCGAGAUGAUUGGGCAAAAUAUUUUAUCAUGGAGAAUUCAAAAUUUAUUUCCAAUAUCUUUCCUCUCAAAAUUCUCUAUACGAAUCAAGUCAUUAUCGUAAAAUCUCAAUUUAAUUACAUGCUUGGAGUUCAAUUUGGACACUCAGUAACUAUACAAGAAUCGGUAAUUCUUGGACACCCUUCAAUUAUCUCGAAUUUACAGACCUUUCGGAUAACUAAUUCAUCCCUAGAGUCAGUUGGCAUUCAAAGUGUGGAAAAUGUGGAUUUCAUUGGUGUGUUUUUCUUUGAAUCCAAAUUGUAUCAGACAUCAAUUUCAAUUUCUCAGAUAACUGGUUUCUCUGGCAACAAGUGGACUUUCACGGAUUGCAUUUCAAAACGAGUGGAAAAUUUUGCAUCUAUUCGCUCAGUGGAAAGUGUUCUAAUUGAGAAUAUUUUAUUGGAAAGUUCAGGUUCGAUUAGUAAUGGAAUGGUGCCUUUUAUUUAUUUAGAUAGUUGCAAUACAGUGACCAUGCUUAGGAAUAUCAUUAAGAAAGGGGUUUCCUUCAUUCAGAUUAAUUAUUAUUAUACUGUGCAAAUAGUUUCGUCUCAAUUUUAUAAUAAUGCUCCGUUGCUUAUUGAUAGAUCUUCACCAAUUGAAACAUCCCAAAGUAGAAUUUCAAUCAUUAAUUCAAAAUUUUCUGGAUCUGUUUCUAGAUAUGGACCAGUCCAAAUUAAUUAUUGCACUAAUUUAAAUAUUUAUGGUUGUGUAUUUAAUGAUAAUAUAGCAACAGUGUCUGGAGGUGCUUUGUUCAUUGGAAAUUUAGUACAUUCUUCACAAAUAGCUGAAAGUUAUUUUAUUAAUAAUCAAGUGGCAUGUGAAGGAAUUCCAAAUAUGGAAAAAUGUUCUGGUGGAGCAAUUUCAUAUACCAAUAGUGAAAACUCGAAUGGAAUUUUAAUUGAAAAAUGUAAUUUUAGAAAUAAUGUUGCAUCUAGAGGUGGAAUUUUAUAUUUUGGAAAGAAUAAUGCCUAUAUUAGGGUUACUAAUUCGACUAUGGAAAACAAUCAAGCCAAGUUGACUGGAAGCAUUGCUUAUUUUAAUUACAAGGAAGAAAGGUAUUUCCAAAUGAUUGAUGUUAAUAGGAAGAAUAAUUUUUCACCAACAAGCAUUGAUUUGGCUGAGAAGAUUUCGUAUAAUUCAGCUUCAAUUAUGGGAAUUUCCAAUGAGAAUGAUGUAUAUGAAUUGUCCAUUGGGAAAAAGUAUUCACUUAACCUUACUGGUACGGAUGGAUAUGGAAAUCAAACUAAUCAAGUUAUUGAUCAAUUAUCAAUAGAAUCAUCUGAUUCUCGUUUGACAAUGACAUUAGAUCAGCAACUAGAUUCGAUUACUUUCCAACUAUUCUUCCUUGAUUCGGCUCAGAAUUUCUCAUUGCUGGGUUUCAAAAAUACUUUUAAAAUUACAACACCUAACAACCCUGUCAAUCUUUCCAUUAUAAUCAAAUCAUGUGAUACAGGUUUUGAAAUAACAAGUACAGUUACCGAAAAAACUGGAAUUUACUUGUACGAUUGUCGACCUAUUCCUGUAUUCCCUAUUGGAAUAUUAUUGGGUUUAGUAAUUGGAUGUUCAUUAUUUGUUUUUAUUUUAGGAGUUUCUAUUGGAUUGGCAAGUUAUUGUUUGUGGAAUGUUGUUAAAAAGUUGAGAAAACUCAGACAAAAGGAAAUUGCAGAGAAACAAAUGGAAGACGCUUUAUUGAAUAAGAGAAUAAUAUUCAACAUGACAGAGGAUGAGGAGGAAUACUAUGAGAAACGACCAGAAGCCGAAUCUGGUAGUAAGAAUUCAAAAGCUUCCUAUCAGAAACUUCCUGAUUCUGAACUAAGUUCUUCCUUAAUGAAUCAAAACAAGACUAAACAUAGAUACAGCAUGUCCUCUUCAUUCAUCAUCCCAAUAGAAGAUAUCACAAUUAUCAAAAAGAUUGGUGAAGGAGGUGCUGCAAAUGUUUAUUACGGAACUUGGACGAAUAUUAAGGUUGCAAUUAAAUCUCUCAAAUCUGAAAUUAACGAAGAUUUCGAACAAAAUUUCGAAAGAGAAGCUUCCAUUUUGAGUAAUAUUAGACAUCCAAAUGUUUUAACGUUUUAUGGUGUUUGCUUAACAGAUAAAAGUCGAUACAUUGUAACUGAAUAUAUGGAGAAGGGAACAUUGGAAAAAUUUAUAUACGAAAGUAGAAAUAGAGGAAUGAAUAUUGAGCUUCUCAAGACUAUUCUGACAUUAUUGUGUGGAAUUUCUAAUGGAAUGCAAUAUCUUCAUGCACUUAAACCUGCUGUCAUUCACAGAGAUUUGAAAUCGAGUAAUAUUUUACUUGAUGAGAGGAAUAAUCCAAAAGUUUCGGAUUUUGGAUUGGUGAAAGUUUUAGGAACGAACACAAUGCAAACUCAAAUGACGAAAGCCAUUGGAACCAUCUUUUUCAUGGAAUCUUUCAUGACUGAUCAUCCAAUUGAUAAUAAGGAAGCAGCAACCAAACUAGAUGUCUACAGCUUUUCAAUCUUAAUGUGGGAAUUAUUCUUUAGGAAAAGUCCCUACCAUCACGUCAAGAAUACUUUCAAAAUUCCACAACUAGUUUGCGAUGGUGAAAGACCUCAAAUACCCUUCUCUGUUGGAAAUCAAGAAGAAAUUAGGGAAUGGUUAUUGGAAAGUAAUGGAGAAUCUAAUUCUGAUGUGGUGAUACAGUGUAUUGAUCGAUAUUUUUCACUUGUUGUAAAGUGUUGGAAUCACAAUCCAUUGGAAAGACCUUUAUUUUCGAAUAUUAGACAAGAAUUGGAAGAAAUAUUGUCAAGCAUUAACCAUUAA